Molecule: messenger RNA, 429 nt
Organism: Aspergillus calidoustus
Lineage: Eukaryota; Fungi; Ascomycota; Eurotiomycetes; Eurotiales; Aspergillaceae
Source: the annotation of a GenBank genome assembly
AUGAUUAGUAUGACGAUCGAGUUCUUGAGCCCCUUGCGUUCCCGUUUGGGAGAGCUCGUGGCCACUCUCCUGGUCGCGGAUCAAGAGGACGGACUCGGAGUUACUUGUCAGAAAGGCAUCUGGAUUCUGGUCUCGACUCCCGACCGCAAAGAGAUCGGAGGAUUAUCAUCUCGAAGGAGAAGAAUGUUUUCAGGGCAGCCCUGUAGCCUCGUAUCGACGAUGACUUCAUCAGUUCUUAAAUCCUCCUCAAUGCGACUAUCCGUCGUCCAUCUGCAUCAUACAUCAUGCUCUCGAUCUCGGAAAGAAUGGCCAAGAGUCGUCCUCCAGACUGGGAUGGUGAUACAGAACCGGCCAAAUAAUGAUGACGAUAAGGCCGAUAGUGUCUCUUGUCAUUGUCUUGUCCAAAAAUCGUAUCAUCUUUUUGGCUAG